AUGCAUGGCCUCAUUCCGCGGUCCCUGCGGCUCCCGGUCCUCAUCAAGACUGCCAUGGGGAAGCGGACUACUGCCCGCAUCCUCGAAACAAAUGCAACAAUCAAACGCCUGGAGAACAUCUUCGCUCAACGUCAGCUCGAAAAGCAGCUGCUAGUUGAAUUCCAUGGAGUUCGACUUCCCGCGAGCAGCACCGCUACCUUCACGCGGGAAGAAAGUAUCUGCCUACCGUCAAUGAAAGGCGGCUAUUACAUCGUGCACGCCGCGAUUUCCAAGGCGUCGGGCUCCAUCCUGGCUGGUCAUUGCCUCUGCCCCGCAGGCCUGAGCGGCACAUGCCAACAUUUCGUUGGGUUAAUCCUUCAUGCCAUUCACUUGGCGCAAAAGGAUGCGGCAACGUGCACGGAAGUUCCAUGUGCUUGGAUUGUUCCUGCCCAAGUCAAAAAGCAUGAGCCACCUCUGCCUCUGCAAGACAUCACUUUUCACACAAGGAAACAUGAAGGUGCGAAAAGGCGGCGGUUUGAUCCACUGCCAGGGCUCUCACCGAGUGACCCAUCUCUGCUUGCUGCCGAUCUCGAAAAGGUGGCAGCAAACUGCCUGCUUCUCCGUUAUAUGAGCAAAGAAAACUCAGGAGAAUCACUUGAUGAACACAGUCCCAGUGAAGUGGCACCAGAAGCUUCAGACACUCCACUGGUCCCAGACAUUGAAGACAUCCACAGUGAGACCUGUCAAAGACUCAUACAAGAGAGGUUUGAUGCUAUACAGGCCCUCUCGGUGGACAGCAGAGCAGUUGUUCUCGAGUCAACGAUUGGACAGGCCGCAAAUCCAACCUGGCACAUGGAGCGGAUUGGUCGGCUAACUGCCUCAAUGUUUAAAAGAAUUGUGCGGUGCCGGAAACCUGACAGUAUUAAAGAGAUACUUUACCCGCGGAGCUAUAAAACUGAAGCCAUGCACUAUGGAAAUGUGCACGAGCCAGAUGCCGUUCAGGCAUAUGAACAGCUAAUGGCCUGCAUGGAUAAGACCAUAACUGUGGGAUAUACAGGCCUGCACGUGCAUGCUGAGCAUCCGUUUAUUGCUGCAUCCCCAGAUAGACUGGUAUUUGAGGGCAGUGACAUGGGGCUGCUAGAAGUUAAAUGCCCGUUUUCUUUCAAAGGAAAAAGUAUCGAAGAAGCUGCAGCUUCUCCAAAGUUUUGUUGUAGGGCAACAGGUAAUGAAAUUACAUUGAAAAGGGAGCAUGAAUACUAUUAUCAGUUGCAGGGCCAAAUGGCAGUGACAGGACUUAGCUGGUGCGACUUCGUUGUGUGGACUAAUGCAGCAUCCAUUGCAUCCUCCUUACACGUCGAAAGGAUUUUCUUUGAUGAGGCCAUGUGGUCUCAGGAAAUAUUGCCAGCACUACUGCAUUUCUAUAGGAAUGCUGUGCUAGCUGAGGAGCUGACCCAGCGAAUUAGAAGAGGGCUUCCCCUGUAUAGUUCUGCCAGGUAUGUUGGCACUGCCAAAAGGAAUCUGAAAACCUGCAGAAAGCAGGAGCCCCCUACUGCAAAAAUAUGUACACCACAAAGAGAAUGAAGUCAUUGUCAAGGAGGUGGGACAAAACAAUGGCCUGAUACGGAAGGGCGUAUGUGAGUCGGCUAAUUACGAAUGCGUGAACCAGGCUGAUGGUCUCUCCCUUAGUUAGGCCGUCUCUGCUUCUUGCCACUCUCCUUAUCAUUCUGGCCACGUUUCCUGUGACCGCCUUUAGUUUUUGUAGGGUGUGAGAUGUUCCAGCAUUCUGCUGUAUCCACAUCCCCAAUAUUCUGAGUGUCUCCACUUCACGAAUAGGCACCCCGUCGAGAGUCAAAGUGAGCGGCACCCAGUCCUUCUUUCUUGCGUACUUCGCACGCACCCGAAUGAAUUCCGAUUUUUCGGGUGCGCAUGCCAUGUCCGCCGCCCUCGCGUAUUCCACGACUGCGUCUAUGGCCUUUUGAAGGGUUUCUUGCUUGUCCCCGUAGGACCCCUGGUGAGCCCAGAACGUGAUAUCAUCGGCAUAUAUCGCACAACCGAGAUUCGGGUGCUUAUCUAGCUCCAGGGCUAGCUUUCUCAUCCCUACAUUGAAUAGCAGUGGAGAGAGUAUAGCUCCCUGGGGGGACCUCUGUCGGGACAGUUGAAGGUGUCGGACCUCGUGGAGCCUAAUCCGAUUGUGGCCGUGCGGUGGCUGAGGAACGAGCGCACGUAGUUAUAAAUUCGCGAUCCACAGUUCACCGCGAAUAGCGUGGUGGGAGAUGCUGUCGAAGGCCUUUUUGAUGUCCAAUGCCAGUACAAAUUUAUCUUCCGACCCUCUGUUGGGGUGCAGGACCUCGUGCUUUAGUAGUAGAAAAAUGUCCUGCGCUGACACGUGGGGUCGGAAACCGAACAUGUUGGAGGGGAACAUGUUGUUUAGCUCUAUGUGGUUCGAGAGCCGGACCUGCACAACCUUUUCAAAGAGUUUCCCCGCGCACGACGUUAGGGAGAUGGGUCGAAGGUUGUUGAUGUUACGAGGCUUACCUGGUUUUGGAAUAAGAAUAAUUUUUGCUUCCUUCCAUUCUUUUGGAAGGACGCCGUCCUCUGUCCAGACCGUGUCGUUAAAGAAUUUGGUCAAGCUCUUUAGCGUGUCAUCACUUAGAUUGCGAAUCAUUGCGUUCGUGACCUGAUCUACCCCUGGGGUCGUGUUUUUCUUGAAGGAGUGUGCCGCUGCGUAAACCUCUUCAAAGGUUACGGGGGCGUCCAGUUCCGGUUGGUCCUGACCUUCGUAAACGGGUUUGGUGGAUUGCCCGGUCGGUACAGUACCUACGUAUAUCUCUUUAAUUUUGUCUAUGAUGUCAGCUUCCCGACCUUCAAACUCGUUUUCAAGCAGCUUAAGUGUGCGAUUCGCGACUGUUUUUGUUCCUCCCGGGUCAAUCAUACUUCGAAGAAUGCGCCAUGUUUUCUUUGUAGUCAACGUGCCCCGAAGCGAGUCGCUGAACUGACACCAAUUGCUGUCGCUUAGCUUUUGUGCGUAUUCGUUAGCUUCCUGCGCUAGCUGAGCUAUCCGUAUCCUGAGUUUACGAUUAAGCUUCUGCCUUUUCCACCUUUUUGUGAGGCCUCUCCGGGCUUCCCAGAGAUGCAACAGGUGACGAUCCACGGCUGGAGCCUCCGUUGUCGUUUCAAUUGUUUUGGUGACCCUAGAGUGAAUAACUCGGAUCUGCUCGGCCCAUUCUCCUACGUCUGUUAUGCUGCCGAUUGUUUUCUGUUUUUCACGAAAUUUGGUCCAGUCGGAUAGCCUUGCCUUGCCAAUAGCUCUUCGAAUCCUGGCUGCAUUAACCGAUAUGCUUAAGAUAUAGUGAUCACUUCCUAGGUUUUCACCUAGGUUCGUCCAUCGCGUCUCACUUUCGUUGUUGGUGAACGUGAGGUCGGGGGAAGUGUCCUGGGACACGCUGUUCCCGAUUCGCGUUGGGAGAUCCGGUUGAGUUAGCUGAAAAAGUCCGUAGCGCGUUAAAGUCGCCUAACAAUAUUAAUUUGUCCCUACCUUGAGCGAGUCGCACCGCGGUGGCCACCACGUUUCCAAAAUCCGCCUGUUGUUCUCUGGGAGAACUAUAAACGUUGACAAUAAUUGUUUUAGGUUUGCCCCUUUUCUGCGGCCAAAUCGUGAUUAUCUGGUGCUGAAUAGGUUCCCGGAAAAAAUAAUUUACGCUAAUCGCGACAUCCUUCUUGGCAAAGGUGGCUACUUGAGGGUAGUCAGGGUGAGCAUAAAGCUCGUAGCCUUUGAGUUUUUGAUUUUGUUUCCCUAUUUCCUGAAUACAGAUAACGUCGGGAGGGAUUGGCGCCGAUUCUAUGUAGUGCGUGAAAUUAGCCAAUUUAGUGCGUAGCGUGCAGCAAUUCCAUUGCCAGAUUUCAAUGUGUCCGCUCUUUGUGUUGCUUGCCAUAUUAUCCAUGGAUAUUACUGUCGCUAUCAGUGUGCUCUAUAGCUUUCGGAGUCCUGGUAGGAGCUCCCGGACUUUGACUGACCCUCUUUCGGGGGACGGCUGCGGCUUUUGUUUGCACAUCUUCUACCAUUCGUUUGAGUUUGUGUAGCUCUGCGAACAUUAGUUGCAUGUUUUGUGCUAACUGUUGCAGCGUUAACGAAUGAGUGCUGGAGGCGGUACUUUGUUGCAGUGAUGUUUGUGGUGGUGAUUUGGAAGUGUGGUCCGCAAUUUGUGUGAUGUUUGUGGUGGUGAUUUGGAAGUGUGGUCCGCAAUUUGUAUGGGUUGCUGUGAUGUGCUGUUGUUUGCCGUGCGCUUAAAAGCUUCAAACUCGGCUCGUAGCUCGGCUAAACUGUUUCGAAGUAUUUUGUUUUCUAUGGCAAAAUGAAAAGAAAUAGCAUGGCCUAAGCAAAUUGUGUAGCAUUGGUGAUAACUAUAGCCGUUACGUCUAUAGACAUAACAAAAUAAAUGUGCAGUGUACAUGGAAGAUAACUGAAAAAGCAGUAUCAUUUAUUCAGAGAUGGAAAAUACAAAUUUCCUCAGAAGGUAGCACAGUAGACAGCGUCGUCGUAAGUACACGUGAUAUAGUAUGAGAGUACACUGUUGUUACACAGUCUGGUCUCUUCUGGUCAUAAGCAUGGUAAAGGAGGCUCAUUUGAAGUAGAGAUGUGCGAGCUGGCUACUUGUUCUCAUUAUUGAUUGAAAUGAUUGGCUGUAGAAAAUUGCACAAAAAGGCGCAAGUCCUAAAAAUGCUGUCAAUAAUGUCGAGCAUGUUGAUUGGCAGUGGUUUGUCUAAAAAAUGAAAUUCUUUGAUACGUCUUAUGACUCGCUCAACAUGGAUCCUAGCGCCAGCUAUUUUUCGGGUGGCAAUCACGUCACUAGCUGACAAUUGGUUCCCCAUUUUAAAUGGUGGCAUGUGGAUUUGAAUAGAUGGUGGAAAAACGCCCUCCAACCUAAAGCCUUUGUCGACCAUCACACCGUCCCCCGCAUCUAAUAAACCCAGUAGGCCCGAUUU
Dermacentor albipictus is the source of this 4962-nucleotide messenger RNA. The record is from RefSeq and is a predicted model, not a curated record. Lineage: Eukaryota; Metazoa; Arthropoda; Arachnida; Ixodida; Ixodidae.